Messenger RNA from Lytechinus pictus (painted urchin), 2231 nucleotides. RefSeq names its product carboxypeptidase B-like. NCBI's taxonomy places the organism in Eukaryota, Metazoa, Echinodermata, Echinoidea, Temnopleuroida, Toxopneustidae. Gene Ontology annotation, biological process: proteolysis. The record is from RefSeq and is a predicted model, not a curated record. Bases 137 to 1576 code for a protein of 479 amino acids. The transcript is spliced from 10 exons. Gene Ontology annotation, molecular function: zinc ion binding; metallocarboxypeptidase activity.
AAACAACAAAAGGUUAUCAUGAAUUCAUUACCAGCUCGUCUCACCGGGACAAACAUUUUACAAUUUAUUUUGUUCACAUGAUUUUGAAAGUUCAAAAACUACUGCAUCAUAUGGUAGCAGGAUUAAUUCAACACUUAUGAUUGAGAAUGCGGGAUAUUUUCUUAAAAUUCAUCCCCCCCAAAAGGAAUUUUUAGUUCACUUGAAUCUUCAUGAGUCGAAAAUGUGUAUCUUUUUCCUUGUUCUAGCUUUUAUAGGUUCAACACAAGCAGCCACGGACUACAGUGGACACCAAGUUCUUCGUGUUACCCCUCGUACCGAAGAACACCAACAAUGGCUUAGGGACAUGGAGAUUACUAUGGUCAAUGAGAUCGAUUUCUGGUCUGACGUCAAGAACAUCCCGGGUAGUACGGUUGAUGUCAUGAUACCGGGUCGACAUCUAGCCACAUUCCUCGACAUCUUCAAUAAUAAGAAUAUACCAGUAAGCAUCAUGAUCGAUGAUGUCGGCCUUCUCAUAAAUGAACAGGAGAGGAAUAGAAAGAAACGAUCAGCAACUAACCAUGAUCUCGGCUCUUUUGACUACACGGUAUAUCAUACAUACGAAGAGAUUCAGCAAUGGAUAUUGGAUAUUGCCGCUGCUUACCCAACUAUCGCCACCUCAUUCGUGCUCCCUAAACGAUCAUACGAAGGAAGGACUAUCUCUGGUAUUAAGAUCCGAGGAACUGGAGGUUCAGCAGGCAUUCGUAAGGGCGUCUACUUUGAGGCUGGUAUCCAUGCUAGGGAAUGGAUUUCACCCGCUACACUCAUUUAUAUCACCAAAACACUCCUUGAAGAUUAUAUGACAGGUGAAUCUAUGGCAGUGAGACUCGUUGACACAUUUGACUGGUAUAUUGUACCUUCUCUCAACCCAGAUGGUUAUGUCCACACCUGGACAAAGGAGCGGAUGUGGCGCAAGACUCGAUCGAAUAAUGCGGAAAAUGCAUUUUCUGGUUGUACAGGGACUGAUGCUAAUAGAAACUGGCCAUAUGAAUGGGGAGGUAAAGGAACUAGUUCUCACCCUUGCUCCAAUCUGUACCAAGGCAAAGGACCUCUGUCCGAAAUGGAAGUCGAAGCUGUGGUCGAAUUUCUCCGCGAUAAGAAGGAUAAAGGCCAAGAUUUCGUUUGGUUUAUCGACUGGCACAGUUAUGCCCAGUAUAUCAUUACACCGUGGUCAUACUCUACUGAUGCACCAGAUCCUCCUAACCUCCAGAACAUGUUGGAGGCAGGACAGGUAAUGGCAGAUGCAAUAGCUAGCUACAAGAGCAAUACUUUCUAUGAAGUAGGGACCACAGCUGAGUUAUUAUAUGAGUUUAGUGGGGCAAGCAUCGACUGGAGUUAUGCACCAUAUAACAAGUAUGAUAGGACAGCAGGAGGUUUAGAUGUUCCUUAUUCUUACGUUGUGGAGCUUCGUGAUAUCAACAAGUACGGGUUUAUACUCCCAGAAGACCAGAUUGAGGAUUCGGGAAAAGAGAGCGUACUCGGUGUCUAUGCGAUGGGAACAUACAUCAUUGAUGUUCUCAGCGCUGAGGGAAAACUCUAGGACAAACUAAUAGAGAUGCUGCAAGGCUGUUGUGUCAUAUCUUGGACAGAAUGACAUCAAAAUCGAGUAUAUGUUAUAAUCAAAGAACUCUCUGGGGUAUGGUUCAUAGCAUGAAGCCAGGCAUAGUAAUAUUGCUGUUAUACACAUCAACAACUCUGAUGAGAUUGGAAAAAUAAAUAAAAAAGAAGAAGAAAAACACCUGAUGUUAUUUAAUGUUGUACAAUAAGCUGCUAAUCCUUGUGAAGAUGAAGACUGAUGUGUAGAUCAAAUUGAUAUGGAUAUUAAAAGCCCUAAAAGUAGUCUCGACAAUAUCUACAAACAAUAACUUCAUCAUGUGUAUACUCACGUGACGAAGUGUUGUUUAACUACAAAACCUCUUCCUUUCCUUUUCAUUAUUCAUUUAUUUGGUCUUUAUUUCUACUUGUAUAUAAAUAUAAGGAGAUACAACAUCCAAGUUUGUCUUGCACAUCAAUGAUUUAUCAUCAAGUUGAAUAUAUUCCAUAAUCUCAUUAGACAGAUGAAUGAAUGAAUGAAUAAAUAAAUCAAUUAAUAAAUAAUUUGAUUAAAGUAAUAAUGAUGUAAAUGAAGAAGACAUACCUGUAAUUACAGACUAUUGUGGUAAUAAAGUAGGAUACGUCCUGGUGCGUGAACACGU